Messenger RNA from Coregonus clupeaformis (lake whitefish), 3692 nucleotides. Its product is annotated as guanylate-binding protein 1-like. The transcript is spliced from 11 exons. Gene Ontology annotation, molecular function: GTP binding; GTPase activity. The record is from RefSeq and is a predicted model, not a curated record. Bases 232 to 2112 code for a protein of 626 amino acids. Lineage: Eukaryota; Metazoa; Chordata; Actinopteri; Salmoniformes; Salmonidae.
UAGUACCUACCAGCACUUGAAUGCGGCAUAGGUCAGAUAACGGAUCACUGCAGCAGAGCAGGGACUGUUUGUAAUAAACGUCGUGCUUUCCCGGAAGCUCAAUUUUAAACAUAAGAGAAACACUUUCAGUUUCAAUAUUAUCGCGGAUCUGUUUUGCCUUCCAACGCAGACCACAGACUGAACAACAACCGCACUGUACAGCGUUGCGGAGUGUUUCUAUAGGACAUCAUCAUGGCAGGCCAGACAGUAUCCAUGAAGGAACCAGUAUGUCUGAUUGAGAACGACAGUGAUGGGAAGCUGCGUGUGGUCCGCAGUGCACUGGACAUCCUGGACCAGAUUGACCAGCAUGUGGUAGUGGUGGCGGUGGUCGGGCUGUACCGCACCGGCAAGUCCUACCUCAUGAACAAGCUGGCUGGGGAGAGGAAAGGUUUUGCCCUUGGAGCCACCAUCCAGUCCAAAACUAAGGGCAUCUGGAUGUGGUGUGUGCCUCAUCCUGAAAAAGGAGACCACACCCUGGUGCUGCUGGAUACAGAGGGGCUGGGGGAUGUGGAGAAGGGUGAUGAGAAGAAUGACAACUGGAUCUUUUCCCUGGCUGUCCUGCUCAGCAGUACUCUGGUGUACAACAGCCUGGGAACCAUCGACAACAACGCCCUGGAGAAACUACACUAUGUGACAGAACUGACAGAGCACAUCAAGGUGAAGUCCAACCAGCGAGACGGGGAGGAAUCUUCAGAGUACCUGCGUUACUUUCCUUCCUUUGUGUGGACAGUCAGAGAUUUCACCCUGACCCUGGAGGUUGAUGGAAUACCCAUCACAGCCAAUGAGUACCUGGAGAACGCUCUUAAACUGAAAACAGGUCAUAGUAAGAAAGAUCAGACAUACAACCUGCCUCGUAGCUGCCUGCGGAACUAUUUCUCUCCUCGCUGGUGCUUUGUGUUUGAGAGGCCAGCCAGCAGAGACAAAAUGAGACGUAUGGAGGAGCUGACCGAUGCUGACCUGGAGCCCUCCUUUGUGGAGCAAGCCAAGGAGUUCUGUGACCAUGUCUUCAAGGAGGCCAAGACCAAGACCCUGAAACAGGGCCUGAAAGUUACUGGCAGACUGCUGGGGAACCUGGCAGAGACUUAUGUGUCUGCCAUCCGGAGUGGGCAGAUCCCCUGCCUGGACAACGCUGUGUUGGCGCUGGCCCAGAUUGAGAACUCCAGUGCCAUCGAGAGGGCCAGGGCCCACUACCAGAGGGGCAUGGCUGACUGGGUGGCCUACCCCACAGAGACCCAAGAGGAGCUGUCUGAAGUGCAUGCUGUCAUGGAGAAGGAGGCUGUGGCCAUAUUCAUCAACAGCUCCUUUAAAGACGAGGACCAGAAGUACCAGUUGGAGCUCAUGAAAGUGCUUCAGGAGGAGUACGAGAAGAUCUGUGAGAGGAACUACAAGGAGUCCCAGAAGGCAUGCAAGUCCAAAAUUGAAUGCAUCUUUGCCCCUCUAGAGGAGCAAAUAAGGGAUGGCUCCUACAUGACCUCUGGAGGAUACAAAAAGUACUGCAAUGAUCUGAAACUGGCCACCAGCGAAUACAGAUCUGAGGGAGGCAGGGGAGUGAAGGCUGAAGAGGUACUGAAGGAGUACUUGGAAAGGAAGGCCAGCAUUGGUCAGGCCAUCCUGUCAGCAGACCAGUCCCUCAGUGAAGCUGAGCAGAGAGCAGAAGCGGAGAAAGCGAAAAGGGAAGCAUCUGAACGGGAGAAUCGCGCCAUGGAAGAGCAGCUGGAAGUCCAGGAGAAGUUGAGAGUGGACCAGCAGAGGACAUAUGAGGAGAAUGUGAACCAGCUGAUGGAGAGGAUGAAGAGAGACAGUAGAAAUGCCAUAGCAGAGCAUGAUAGAGUUCUGCAGGCCAGACUCAGGGAGCAGAACGACCUUCUCCAGCAAGGGUUUGAUGACCGAGCACACCAAAUGCAAAGAGAGAUAGAUGCCCUUAAGGGUGCGAAGGCAGAAGAGGAACAGAAAACCCCCUCAUUUAUGAGCACAGCUCUGGAUACUGUUGGGACUGCAGCUACCUUGUUCCUUCCAGGAAUAAUUCCCAAAGUAGGAGGAAUGGCUGUGAAAUGGUUGUCAAAGUGGUUCUGAUGUUGGUGCUCGAGGAGGAUGAUGAGCUGUUAUUCUUAUAGACAUGUGGAUUGACUGAAUUGGUAUUUAUUGAUAGUUGAUUCAUUGAUUUAGGUUAAGCACUCAGUCAAGGUUUUUCAUUUUCAUAAAUAAUUUGCAUGCCUAAUCAUGACGAAGUAAAGCUUUUAGAAAGCACGCUUAAAAAUGGUUUUGCACAGGCUCAGUUUCGCAUAUCAUUGGUGUUGUGUGAUGAUGUUUUCAUCUGAUUGUCAAACAAAUCACUUCAAAAUGUAGGCUACCUGCGCAUUUCACUCCACCAUGAUAAUGUAUUUCGCUGAUACUCCGUACUGGACCAUAUAGUCUACUGGCUACUUUCACUCCUAAUUUAGAUGAGUUUCUGCUUAUAAUCUUUGACAUUUGGUAGGCCAUAUUAUAAUUUCUGAGAUUUGGUAGGCCAUUUGUUUGUGAACUAUAGUUAGAUACAUGCAGCUUCUGGUCUGUCAUACCUUUUUGCCCCAGAAGACCAAAUAAAGUAGUGCUCACCAGAAUAAUGUCUUAAUCGAUAGAAUGAAUGCAUUAUGAAUGUAUUUAACACCGGUAUAGUUGUCUGUUUUGUUUAGGGACCGGGGAGAAAACGCAAUAACUCCAAAACAGUGGAAAGAUUGGUCCUGUGCAAAAUGUCCAAAUGUCAUCAGUUUGAGAAAAUGAUAAAACAUGUUUCCGAUAAGACUUUACUUCGUCUUCGAUUGCAUAUUUAAUGUAUUUGAAAUGCUGUCUGUUUGUCGUAAGUGUCAUAACAGCGCAUUCACAUUUUCUCAAGAGAUGCUGAAAGAAAUAUUUCUCCACAUCCUGUUCCCAAGACAAAAUGUACAUUUGUAUUAUUAUACUGCAAGAAAUUGAUAAUUCUGCAUGAGUUAAUAUUAUAUUACGCUACAUGAGCGGUUAUAGGCCUGCAGUCAGUGUCCAUAUUUCAGUUACUAUUUCAUUUAUCCCAAAUGAAAAUAUUAUUUUUAUUCCAUGGGCACAGGGAUACUCGGGAGCUGGAUAUCAAAGGUGCAUGUAAACAGCUUAUCCCGAAUAAGACCAUAAGCGAGAUAUGAGCUAGUAUCCGGAAUACUGUGCCUAUGUAAACAUGUGCGGUGCCUAUAUUAUCUAUUGAGUGCCUUUGUUAAUGCACCAGACGUGCUAGGUUUUAGUACGUUGGGAUGUUUGUAAUUACCCUUGGCUUUAUUUUUGUACCUGUGAGGGAACAUUUUGUUGUCUGAAGAGAUAGCAUUGAAUUGUACACAGCAUCUCCUCUCACUCAAUCUUGGUUCGUGCAGGUGACUGUGACCUCCUCCUCAGACCAAUUGACAGUAUGCCCAGAACAUUGUUCUGCGAUCCAAAAGGAGUAUCUCAGUUUCAAGGUCUCAGCUUGGAGAGAAGACUUCUCGUCAGUCACAUGCAGGAACCAACGUUGAUAAUGAAUAAUGUAAAUCAUGCUUAUAUGACUUGUGUGGCAGUAUAUAAGGACUGAGAGGGAAUGCCCUUUUCAGAGUUUUUAUCAAGCUUGAUUUUAGUUUGAACCUCUCCAACCGUGAUAAUAAAAAUGGAUUAAUUGA